AUGGUAGCAAACGUUGCAGUAGAAUCAGGAACAAAGCCAAGAAGUACGGGAAUAGACAAGUCACACCACAACAUUAAAGAAUCUACUGAUAAGCAGACCAGCAACGGGUACCAACGAGGGGAACUACCGAAUGGUGUGUCAUUGGACGGGCUUACGUCAAGCGAGACCAACAGCAUUACUCAUCUCCUGCUUAACUAUAAGGAUGCAUUCGCUGAGAAUGAUAUGGACCUAGGAUGUUGUGAUGUGAUACCACACCAAAUCACCUCAAGAGACGGUGCACCAAUUCGUUUACCAUAUAGAAGGGUCCCACCUACACAAAUUCCUGAAAUGAAACAACUGCUACAGGAGAUGUUGGAUAAAGGCAUCAUUCAGAAGUCUAAAGUCCUGUCGUACCAAUUCGCAAGAAGGAUGGCUCCAUGCGCUUAUGCAUCGACUAUCGCCAAUUAA
Anneissia japonica is the source of this 447-nucleotide messenger RNA. RefSeq lists its product as uncharacterized. Bases 1 to 447 code for a protein of 148 amino acids. The transcript has a single exon. Lineage: Eukaryota; Metazoa; Echinodermata; Crinoidea; Comatulida; Comatulidae. The record is from RefSeq and is a predicted model, not a curated record.